This is a messenger RNA of Larimichthys crocea (large yellow croaker), 4659 nucleotides long. Its product is annotated as rho GTPase-activating protein 29. Bases 242 to 4426 code for a protein of 1394 amino acids. The transcript is spliced from 22 exons. Gene Ontology annotation, molecular function: GTPase activator activity. Lineage: Eukaryota; Metazoa; Chordata; Actinopteri; Sciaenidae. Gene Ontology annotation, cellular component: cytoplasm. Gene Ontology annotation, biological process: signal transduction; activation of GTPase activity. The record is from RefSeq and is a predicted model, not a curated record.
CGCUCGCUGCUGAUUGCGGGGCAGCGUCUCGAUGUACAGUGACGGAGUCAGAGCGGACAACUUUCAGCCGUUGUUGGGGAUUUUUUUUCACAGGCUCCGUUAAAGCUUGUUUGAUUUGUUUGGAUAUCUUGGACAUUAUGUCAGUAAACAGUCGAGCAGCCAUCCAGGGACCAGGGCAGCUUGGUGAGUUCAGGGGCUAGCCGGCCUUCUGUACCCCCUCCUGUAAAGGGUGGCAGCUGGGAUGCUCCGGAAGAGCAGCAGCAGCAACAGCUGUGGUGCUGGUGGUGGUGGUGGUGCUGGUGUCGGUGGGGCUAAGUACAACCAGAGUCUGCCACGACACCUCUCCAAGACCCACACUGGAUCUCUGUCGGCCGGGUCUACCAAGACUUGGGAUAUGGGCCGCAACUCCACCAAGAACCCCAAUCCUCUGAGCAGCAUGGGGCUGACGUCCCACCUGGUCGGGGCAUCAGGAGUGGACCCGGAGUAUGUAAUGCAGCUGGUGAAUGAUGUGCGGUGCUUCGCGGACGUGUUGCUCAACCUCAAGGAGGCUUUCCAUUGUAAAGAGAAUCUGGAAGAUCUUCAGGAGGUGGUGCAGGAACGUUUGGCUGAGUUAGUCCGCGUCCUCAAGGCGGUCAUCGGCAAACACCAGACCCUCAACUCUGUGGACAUCCUGGGAGCGGCCGGAACGGUCAUUGCCAAGGUCAAAGGCGUUAACUUCAAGGAAGUGAACCCAGAAAACACAAAAGCUAUAUUUGGCGAGAUACACACAUCCAUUGACACUUUGGCAUUCACGUUCGGCAAUGUAGUUUCUGACUUCCUUAUGGGAGAUGUGGACAGCGGCUCAGGGUUGGGGAUACCCCAGACCAGAAGAAGCAGGUCUUUUGACAAUCUCUCCGUGGAUCCCGAGGAAUAUGUCUCAGAGAAAAGUGACCUUGUGGGCCCGGAGGUGCCGUUGUCACGGGAGGAAGAAGUCGACUUGACCCUGCUGAAGAAUGACAGCGGGGUGGAGUCUGCUCUACUCUACGCCAAAGCCUGGUCCAAGUAUAUUAAAGACCUUCUGGCCUGGAUGGAGAAACGAGUGGCUAUGGAUAUUGAGUAUGCCAAAAAUUAUGCCAAAAUGGCUGAAGCUGCCAAGACACUGGCCAGUCAACAGGAUUACAUGCCCUUCAGUGACAUCUACGUUUCCACAUUCAAGAACGACAUCGAAUACAAACAGCUGCUCAUUCAAACUGCCAUGGCUCUUCAGACCAAUAAGUUCAUACAGCCUCUCCUGGCCCGUAAGAAUGAACUGGACAAGUUGAGGAAAGACCUGAAGGAGCAGUGGCAGAGGGAGCAAAAGAAAAUGCAAGAGGCAGAUGCAACCUUGCGCAAGGCUCGAACGCUGAAGGCCCAGAGGAGAGAGGAGUACCAGAAAGCCCACUCAUCGACCAACCGCUCCCAGGAGGAGCAGUCUAAUGCGGGUAACAAACAGCUGGAGAAGAAGAGGAAGCUGGAGGAGGAGGCUCUGCAGAAGGCGGAGGAGGCCCAGGAUCAGUACCAGAGCUGUAUGGCUGACGCAGGCGUCAGGAAGAUGGAUCUGGCCAACGCGAAGAGCACCAUCCUCACACAGAUCCGAGAGAUGGUCUUCCAGUGUGACCUUACACUCAAAGCUGUGACAGUGAACUGGUUUCAGAUGCAGCAGGCGCAGACUGUGUCGCUCCCUGCUCACUACCAGGCCAUGAGCGAGAGCGCCAAGUUGUACGAACCAGGUGAAUGCUACGCUGAGUUCGUCAGGAACCUGCCCAGAAAUCUGCCCAAACAGCGCGUGCACUCAGACUCCAUCUCCUCUGACAGUACCAGGUUCGUGUUCAACAAAAGGUCAGUGGGCAGCACUCAUUCCUCCCACGGCAACCUGUCGCAGGCAUCCAUCACGUCCUGCGACGUGCUGAGCGGAGACGAAGUGGACAGUCCUCUACACCGGCCUGCGAAGAUCAGCGAGCGGAGGUCCAACAGCAGCACAGACAUACAAGCACUGAGAAAUCAGGCCACGCUGAGAGCCUGGGCCUCCAGCAGUCAGGGGAGCCAGGGCGGGAUGUGCAGUGACUCAGAGAGCGCCGGAGGCAGCAGCGAGUCGAGGUCCAUGGACUCCCCAACCGCCAGUCCAGGAGACUUCAAACGACGGCUGCCGAGGACUCCCUCCACCGGGACCAUGUCCUCUGCUGAUGACCUCGAUGAAAGAGAGCCACCAUCACCCUCAGAUAACGGUCUGGCAGAGAUGGUGACGGAGACGGCCAGUUCUCCCGGGCCCUUCCGAAACGCUCAGAUGUCGAAAGCUGCUCAAACCCACAAGCUGAGAAAACUACGAGCUCCGUCUAAGUGCAGGGAGUGCGAUAGUCUGGUGGUUUUUCACGGAGCCGAGUGCGAGGAGUGCUCCCUGGCCUGUCAUAAGAAGUGUCUGGAGACGCUUGCUAUCCAGUGCGGCCAUAAAAAGCUGCAAGGCAGGCUACAACUGUUUGGUAUAGACUUUGCCCAAGCAUCAAAAAACAGCCCAGAUGGUAUCCCUUUUAUCAUCAAGAAGUGCACGUCUGAGAUCGAGAGUCGAGCGCUCAACAUCAAGGGGAUCUACCGUGUGAAUGGAGCUAAGUCCCGCGUCGAGAAGCUCUGUCAGGCGUUUGAAAACGGGAAGGACUUGGUCGAGCUGUCUGAUCUCUCACCUCACGACAUCAGCAACGUCCUCAAACUCUAUCUGAGACAGUUACCAGAGCCGCUGAUUCUAUAUCGAUACUACAACGAAUUCAUCGGCUUGGCCAAAGAGUGCCAGAGAGUGAUUGUGGAGGAGGCUGACAAACCUCAGAGCCCUCCGACGGGAGAGAAAAGCAGCCCGAGCGUCCAGCUCAACAGGGUCAUCUUCAAGAUCAGAGACUUUCUCCAGCAGCUGCCUCCGGCCAACUACAGAACUCUGCGCUUUCUUAUAGCGCACCUUAACAGAGUGACUGAGCAGGCAGAGGAGAACAAGAUGACGGCGAGUAACCUGGGCAUUAUCUUUGGCCCCACGCUGGUCAAACCACGACAGACGGACGCCGAGGUGUCCCUGUCCUCCCUGGUGGACUACCCCUACCAGGCCCUGAUGGUCGAGCUGCUGGUGCGACACUUCAAAACGAUCUUCGACGUAUCGCUUCUCCCCAGCUCGGAAAUCACCACGACUGGCCAGGCGUCUCCCAGACUCACCCCCCAAGAGAAGGUGCAACGCCUCAGCAGACACUCCACUUCCCUGAUGGACAUCAAAGAGAGUGCCAAAGUGUACAAAAGAUACUCAUCAGUAAUCCCGUCCUCACACAUCCUGGAUGAGGUCCAGGAGGUCCAGCCAGGAGCUGACAGAACAGAGGUCUCAGCCCUGGACAAACUCAACGGGAUCCAGACAUCUGGUGGAGAAGAAGUCCAGAGGUCAACCUUAGUGUUUGGCCGUCCCAGCUCCACUAACGCCUCCACCGCCACCACCGUGGCACCAAAGGUCCAACUACGCAACCAGCGUAUCAGACACGUGUCUCGGCCGAUCAGCAUGCCGCUGGAACGCCUGCCCACCCCCGCCCAGAUCAGCGAGAGGAAUAACCGCAACACUGCUGCUAACGCGGAUAUGAGCUCCGCCGAGCGGGACCCCGUCUCUGAGACUAUACAGGAGAUACCAGAGACAGAAAAGGCCCGUCAGAGCGGCUCAUCCAGGGUUAGCACCUACUAUAUCACUCCUUUCAUUGACACGCAGACAAUACAGAGGAGAACGUGGGACAGGAAGUACAAGCACUAUGAUGUUACACCGAGAACUGCUAUGAUCGUGGCCAACCUGCCACCCGCCAGCUCUGGAGUACAACCUGUAAAGGCAGCGAUGCCGGUCACUGUAACAACUGCCUCUGUGCUCCCUACUAUGAGUAGUGUGAGCACCAUAUUCUCCAACAACCCUUACUCAGUGUCGGUGAAGCCUGUCUGGACUUCUAAAAGGGAAAAUGACACAGAUAACUCAGUCAGUGAUGCAAGAAGCUUGUCAAAUCCUCUUCUAACGCUCAGGGCACCGAGAACUCUGCAGCCCCCUCCUGGAACUUUCUACAAGCCCCCUCCUUCCAUUAACAGCAGAGCUAGGACGCUUCCAAACUGGACUACUACUGUGACCACCAUCACCACCACCACCACCGCCACCACCGCCUCAUCGCUCGCCCCCAUCAAACCCGCAGAGGUAGCCACGCCGUCCCCCGCCCUUACAAGCCCCCCACAGACACGGCUCCAGACACAGGACUCCACCGACAGCGCCAUUGACCCAGGGGGCUCGACCUCUUCUAAUCUUUCACCCCCAAACAGCCCCGAAGACCUCAGCCCCAGCGAGAACAAACCCAUCUACCAAAGACUGCGACCUCGGCGGCUGCAGGAGCUCGAACACAGAGAGGCUCAUUUUGUCUGACGCCAAAAAUAAGAAAAAAAAACACACAUUAUAUCUGUAAAUAUUAAUGUAUCUGUGCCAUAGUGUAUACAGGGGGGGAAACAUUUUUAUCAUACAAGCUGAGAGUGGGAGAGGCCUGUGAAAAUAAACCAUGAAAGUGUUAUAAGUACUAAUAUAUUGUAUUUUACAUGUUCAAGUCUCCCGAGCAUUCAAAACAAGCAAAUACUGAUGCAACAUUGAAUGUUUUGUGUCGC